Messenger RNA from Molossus molossus (Pallas's mastiff bat), 1626 nucleotides. It is a transcript of the gene MANEA, whose product is annotated as mannosidase endo-alpha. The transcript is spliced from 4 exons. The coding region runs from base 44 to 1432 and encodes 462 amino acids. Gene Ontology annotation, cellular component: Golgi apparatus. NCBI's taxonomy places the organism in Eukaryota, Metazoa, Chordata, Mammalia, Chiroptera, Molossidae. Gene Ontology annotation, molecular function: alpha-mannosidase activity. The record is from RefSeq and is a predicted model, not a curated record.
UGCAGCUAAACAUUUAUCAUUUUGGAGUUUAAAGUAUGUCAUCAUGGCAAAGUUUCGAAGAAAGACUUGCAUCAUUUUUUCACUUUUUAUCUUAUUUAUUUUUUCUAUGAUGAUGGGUUUAAAAAUGCUGAGACCAAAUAAAGGUACUUUUGGAGCUCCCUUUGGAUUUGACUUUCUUCCAGAAGUUCAUCAACAAAUUCCUCGCUUGGGGAAAGUUUUUGAUUCCCCAAAGAGUGACAAAAUCAACAGUGAAACAAAUAUCAAGAAUUUAAAAAGUGUUGAAUUCACUGUGAAACCUCCCAAAGCCUCUGAACCUUACCUGGAAGAAGUGCCACCUCUGAAUUAUUAUUUACACGUAUUUUAUUACAGUUGGUAUGGAAACCCACAAUUUGAUGGAAAAUACAUACAUUGGAACCAUUCAACUCUGAAGCAUUGGGACCCUAGAAUAAACAGUAAUCAUCCCCAAGGGAAACACAGCCCCCCAGAUGAUAUUGGCUCCAGUUUUUACCCUGAAUUGGGAACUUACAGCUCUCGGGAUCCUUCUCUCAUCGAAACUCACAUGAAACAAAUAUACUCAGCUUCAAUUGGUGUAUUAGCCUUAUCUUGGUACCCACCUGAGUCACAUGAUGAGAAUGGAGUACCUACUGAUGACUUGGUACCAACUAUUUUGGAUAAAGCUCAUAAAUAUAACCUAAAGGUUACUUUUCACAUCGAACCAUAUAGCAAUCGAGAUGAACAAAACAUGCACAGAAAUGUCAAAUAUAUUAUAGACAAGUAUGGAAGUCAUCCGGCUUUUUACAGGUACAAGACUAAGACUGGCAAUUCUCUGCCCAUGUUUUAUGUCUAUGAUUCCUACAUUACAGAGCCUAAACAAUGGGCCAGUCUGUUAACUGUCUCAGGGUCUCAGAGCAUUCGUAAUUCUCCUUACGAUGCAUUGUUUAUUGCACUUCUAGUAGAAGACAAGCAUAAAUAUGAUAUUCUUCAAAGUGGUUUUAAUGGAAUUUACACUUAUUUCGCUACAAAUGGCUUUACUUAUGGCUCAUCAUAUGAGAAUUGGGCUAGGCUAAAAUUAUUUUGUGAUCACUUCCAACUAAUAUUUAUUCCAAGUGUGGGCCCAGGAUACAUAGAUACCAGCAUCCGUCCGUGGAACACGCAGAACACUCGGAACCGAAUCAAUGGGAAGUACUAUGAGACUGCUCUGAGUGCUGCACUCCAAGCCCACCCCAGUGUAAUUUCUAUCACCUCUUUUAAUGAGUGGCAUGAAGGAACUCAGAUUGAAAAAGCUGUGCCUAAAAGAACCGGUAACAGAGUGUACCUGGAUUACUUGCCUUAUAAACCAAGUCAUUAUCUAGACCUCACUCGCAAGUGGUCUGAAAAAUACAACAAGGAAAGAGCAAUUUAUGCAUUAGAUCAUCAGCCACCUGUUUUUUAAUGUAUUGAUUAAGGUUUAAUAAUUAUAGAAAUCACCUAUUCUCAGUAAAUGCCUUUUGUUUUGAGUUACAGAAAGAAAAUUAUCAAAAUCAGUAUACGUUGUUACUGUUAUCUUUAUAAAAAUAAUUUGUACUUUUUUUUAAGGUAGUAAUGUUAUCAUUGCUACCCUUCACAAUGUUGCACAGAGGAAAUGCC